Messenger RNA from Elaeis guineensis (African oil palm), 1584 nucleotides. RefSeq lists its product as uncharacterized. NCBI's taxonomy places the organism in Eukaryota, Viridiplantae, Streptophyta, Magnoliopsida, Arecales, Arecaceae. The record is from RefSeq and is a predicted model, not a curated record.
UUUCAUUUUUGUCAAGACCGACAAAUGUUUAUAUUGAGGCCUGUUAGGGUUAAUAUUUGUACGUAGAGGUAAAACCAAUCUCUCUCGAUCGAACGAGUACGCCACUGAGUGCGAGAGUGGAGAGGACGGGAAGAGAGGAGCCACGAAUGGAAGCGGUAGGAGGCGAAGAGGAAUUAGGGUUAGGGUUUCCAUUCUGGGUCGCGGCUUGCCGGAGAUUCAAGCCCGGCGAUCCCUUCUUCGCCGCGGGGGACAUCGAACGCGAGCUCAUCGCGAAGCACGUUGCACUAGAUUUAACUGAAGAUGAACGGUAUCAGCUUCAGAAAAUGGAGGGUGGAGGCAUCAACACUGUGUUGUGCCCUAUUGUUGGCUGUGGUGCUCAGUUAAAUUGUCUAGAGGACUUUGAGGAUCAUUACCAUGCUCGGCACACUGCUUCAUGUUCGGUUUGUUCAAGGGUUUACCCAACAUCACGAUUGCUUAGCAUACAUGUCUCUGAAGCACAUGAUUCCUUCUUUCAAGCAAAGGUUGCACGUGGUUUUCCAAUGUAUGAGUGUUUGGUUGAAGGCUGUGGAGUGAAGUUGAAGUGCUAUAAAAGCCGGCAACAGCACCUUGUAGACAAACACAAAUUUCCUCGUUCAUUUGAAUUCUACAGAAAGGCACACCCAUCCAAGCACCAGCGCCAGAAAUAUCAACGUAGGCAAGCUGCCUAUAGGUGGGAGGGAACUAAGGAGACACAUAUGGAUGUUGAUAGGAACACCUUGAAGCAGCCACGCCAGAAAUAUCGACCCAAACAAGCUGGUCCUGAGUCAGAGGAAACAAAUAUGGAAGUUGAAGAGAAGAUAGAUAAUCUUGCUUCAGCUGUAUCCAAGCUAAGCACAUCAGACUCUACUCCUUCAAGCAUAAGCUUCGGUCACCGACAUGCCCGUGGCUUUGCUUUUGUCCCUCGGUCAAUUCGACAGAAUCAAAAGCAGCAAUCAGAUGCCAAGAGAUAGCAAUUUCAUAGUCUGUGGAGCAGUUGUUACCAAUCCUGCUUAAGCUCAAGCGAGUGGCUUUGGGUGUGCAGCUGUGUGCUUCAGGUUCCCAAAGAUGGUGUCCAAGUCCUGGGAAUGGUGAAAUGUUGGAUAUUUCCUUCGAGUUAAUAUCACCACUCUGAUUGAUUUGUUUGACUGAGAAUGGUAAUGGCAUCACUUUGGUCAAUUGGUAUCUUAUAUGUUUAACUGAAGCUCCAAAGAAAUGCCCUGAUGUCAUUGUCACAUUACUUGGAAAAUUAAUGUUUAGACUGGUUCCCACAGGGAUUAAUAUACAUGUUUAUUCUCCUUAAAUUUUGGUAAUUCAUUUCCGUUUAUGUUUGUCUUUCCAGCUAGCCUUAGAGAUUUAUUCAAGGUGCUGAGUCUUGGCCAUGGGAAUAGUUGUCAGUUCUUUCGGGUAAAGAUUGGCAAUAGCAUGUAGUGCUUGGUAUUUACGUCAAUUUUUUAAAAUUUGCAUCAUGGUGUAAAAUAAUGGACAUUGUAACAUUUGUGGUUGCUGUGUUAUUAUGGCUUUGAAGGCCCCCUUCCAUAUAUACUAUUACAUAUUUAGUGGGAAUAA